This is a messenger RNA of Neoarius graeffei (lesser salmon catfish), 6939 nucleotides long. It is a transcript of the gene pcm1, whose product is annotated as pericentriolar material 1. Gene Ontology annotation, biological process: protein localization to centrosome; cilium assembly; microtubule anchoring at centrosome. Lineage: Eukaryota; Metazoa; Chordata; Actinopteri; Siluriformes; Ariidae. The record is from RefSeq and is a predicted model, not a curated record. The transcript is spliced from 40 exons. Gene Ontology annotation, cellular component: ciliary basal body; centrosome; centriolar satellite. The coding region runs from base 183 to 6188 and encodes 2001 amino acids.
UGGAGAAAGAAAGAUGGCGGCGCGUUGAGACGCGGCCGCUCAGUAAACGACGCUCUUUCUUCAGACAAUUUCUGUCAAAUUAUUCACUGCAAUAAACUUGUGGAAGUUUUAUUCGGUAGCGAGUGCACUACACAACAAACUGGGCAUACACGGGAACUCGAAGUCAGCGCUGAGGAGAUAAAAUGGCGACAGGCGGAGCUCCGUUUGAUGACUGUGCAGACGCACAGGAGCUGCAUAACUGGACCAUCAGCAAUGGCAGCCUGGAAGACCGGCUCAAUAAUAUGGACUGGGGUAUCCAGCAGAAAAAGGCGAACAGGUCAUCAGAGAAGAACAGGAAGAAGCUCUCUGCUGUGUCCGAGAGCCGUCUGACCAACGAUAUAUCUCCGGAGUCAACGCCAGGGGCGGGGCGUAGGCGAGCGAGAACGCCGCACUCGUUUCCUCAUGUCAAGUACGCAACACAGAUGUCUGUUCCCGAUCAGGCCGAACUCGACCGACUGCGCCAGCGCAUCAACUUCACUGACCUGGAUGAGAGGAGCAUCGGCAGCGACUCCCAGGGUCGUGUCACUGCAGCCAACAACCAGCGGCAGCUUUCUUCCGAACCCAGGAAACCCUUCAACUUUCUUCCGCUGCACGUAAACACUAACAAGAGCAGAGACUCUUCUGCUUCUGCCCCACCUGCUAUCACUACAGGGGGUAAAGAGGCUAAGAAGCAGAGCCCGGGGAAGGAGCUGUUUGUCCCGGUGCCCGUUGUUCCUGUUGUUCCUGUUAAAGAGAUGCACGGGGCUGAGAGAACCUCAGGAAGCCCUCUGGUAGACGACAGAGGAGAACCAGUUAUCGACAGCAGCCAGGUGGUCAGUAAGUUGGUGCAGAUCCGUGAGUACAUCAGCAGAGCCAGCUCUAUGAGGGACGACCUGCUGGAGAAGAACGACGUUCCAGCCAACGUCGAGCGCCUGUCUCACCUCAUCAUACACCUGAAGGAGCAGGAGAAGUCUUACUUGCGCUUUCUGCAGAAGAUGCUGGCGAGAGAGAACGAGGAGGAGGAGGAGGACGAAGGUGCCACGGUGGACUCAGCGGUGUGUUCGGGCUCGAUGGCCGAGAGCGCGUCUCUGAACUUAGAGCCUCGGUCAGAAGCCGCAGACCCCACCUGUUACCGGGUCGGAGGCCAGCAGAAGGAGGAGUUGGAGAACCUACGUAAGCAGCAUGACCUCCUGCAGAAGAUGCUUCAGCAGCAGGAGGAGCUGCGAGAGCUGCAGAACCGACAGGCUGCCCUGCUCACCAUGCAGAACCGAGCUGAACACGCCAUGGACGACACCGUUGUAACAGAGACUACAGGAAGUGUGUCAGGUGUUAGCAUCACUUCAGAACUCAAUGAUGAACUCAAUGACCUCAUACGACGCUUCCACAACCAACUGCAUGACUCUCAGACGGUGCCUGACAACCGGCGUCAGGCUGAGAGUCUGUCUCUGUCCAGAGAGGUGUCCCGAUCUCGCUCGACCCACAGUCCUCGUGGGCAGCAAACCCUUGGCGCUGCUGCUGCUGUUCCUGCCUGCCCUGCUAGCGCCAAGCUCACCAAACUACAGGAGCUCCAGGACAAGAAGCAGACGAUGGACAAAAUCCUGCAGGAGCUUCAUUCACUCCGAGACCAGACGCUAAACAACAGCUCGUGCCGUGGUGGAUCUCAGCAAAUUUCUGAGCAUCCCCUGGUGUCAAGCCGGGAGGGGAACGGCGUGGGUGUAGCAAGACAAGAUUCUUCAUCUUAUGAUGAUGGAGGAAAUCCAGCUGAAAAACUGAGGAAACUGAAGGAGGUGCACAAGCGGUUGAAUGAGCUAAGAGAGCUGGUGCAGUACUAUGAGCAGACAUCUGACAUGAUGGUGGACACGGUGAACGAGAAUGUGAACGAAGAUGAAGAGGACGAGACAGAAGACGGGUCGCUGUUUGAAGCCAUGUUCGAUUCGGAACAGGAGAACCGAGAACCCAUCACUAACAUCAGAAACCCUGCUCAGACACAGUCUUCAUCUAACUGGAUGGACAUGAACACAAUGACGAACGCCUGCAGCAGCUCCAACAACAGAGUUGGCCGGCUAAACUCUCAGUGUGAGGUCAACAACCGCUCAGCUGCCAACCUGCGCAGCCUCAACGUCCCCUCUGUCAUAGAGUGCCAGUAUAACCGAGACAGCUCCUACAACGGUGAAAAGCACGGGAACGGAGACAAAGACGAUGACGAUGAGGACGACGAUGGCGUUGAAGAAGACGACCGAGCGAGACGAGGAAGGAGAGGGAGCUCUGGUUCAGGGUCCAGUCGCCGGAGCAGCAUCGCAGAGGAUGCAGAGUUUGCUCAGAAAGUCCAUCGUCUCCAAACAGCUAAGCAGAAGCUGCAGCAGCUGCGUGAGCUCGUUGCCAUGGUGCAGAGUGAUGACACGGAUACCACGGCAGCCAAUGAAGAUGAAGGAUUGCAGCAGCAACCCAACAACACCAGAGCGAAUGCACAUAAAGCUAAAAGAGAACUUGCACUCCCUGACAAGGCCAGGGAGAAACUGUAUGAGGAGAAGCUGAGACAGCAGCAGCAGGAACUGAAACAGCUUCAUGAGGAGAGACAGAGACUGAUGGCGAUCCAGGGCAAAAUCCAGGACCUGCAGUGGGCCUGUCCUGAUCUACAGUCGUCAGUGUCGAGUGCGGCGAGCGGUGUGAAGAUGAUGAAGAAGCUCCCUGCUGCAGCUUCCACUCCUGCUGUCGCACCGUCCACGUCAACCAAGAGUAACACCGCUGUGCUGAAGCACACCACUGAGCCUGCACCUGUCACAAUCACUGACAACGAGUUGUGGUCAGAGAUGCGCAGACACCAGGUCCUGCGUGAGGAACUGAGGCAGCGACGGAAACAUCUGGAAAGUCUGAUGGCCGAGCAGCAGAGGAGGAGUGAUGCGCACCCUAUGCACAGCUUCACCCAGGAUGAUGGGACCAUGGCGACGUGGGGCGGUUCGACGCAGUGUCCGCUGGGCGAGGAUGAAGACGAUGAAGAUUACCCAUCUGAACUUGGCGCACAAGAUGAUGAGGAUGAGGAAGAGGGAGCAGAGUCGAGCUCCACUGAUGAGUCCCACUCGUACUGUAACAGGAAACCCUGCAGCAGCAAGAACAGGGAAAGUGUAAAGGGUUCAUCUCAACGCUGUGCCAGGCUUCGGCCUCGUUCCAAUACCAGAGGGGUGAAGAGGCAGGAAAACCUGCGCUGGGCCGCUGACCUGUCUGCCUCCGAGAGCGCCACACACAGUCACACACACUGGCAGGAACAGACCACACAUCUGCAGAGACAGCUGGAUUUCAGCACGGCCAUUUGUCAGAUGCUGCUGCAGGAUCAGCAGACUCUUUCGUGCAUGCUGCAGUCAAUGUUGACGGCACCGUAUAACAUGUUGCCAAAUAACCUGGCCUCACCGCAGGUGCCCCUCAUCAUGCACCAGCUCAACCAGUGUUACACACAACUCGCCUGGCAGCAGAACAACAUCAGCAGGUUGAAGCAAACUCUCAAUGACCUGCUUCAACAGCAACAGCAGCAUCAGAAUAUAGUGCAGGAUUCCGUCCCUCCUUCACCAUUCCUGCCAUCCUUCCCUCCCAUCAACACACUUGGCAUGAACAACUUCUCCCCUCUCGCCACUGGUUUUAAUCUUUCUCCCAUGUUCCCGCCAGCGGGUUCAGAGAUUCAGCAGGCUUCAGGAACUCAGGCCAGCCCGAAUCAGCAGCCCGACCCCAACAUGUCCCUUAAAACUGAGUACAUGAGCUUUCCGCCUCCGCUGCAGAGGACCCCCCUCAACAACGCUCACACACGCUCUCAGGAUGACACUAAAAACUCUAGCUGGCUGAAUUCAUCCCUGAACAGGUCAUGUGACCAAGGGCAGCUGGACUCCCAUGAUUCCCUGAGCAGUCUGCCUGACUGUGUCGACCCAUCCACCGUCACCAAGAGCUUCAGACCUGGAUGCAAAGCCUCAGCUCAGGCCAGUCUCGCCUCCAGAGACAAAACGCCAAAAAAUCGCCGCAGGAGGAGCAAGAACCACAAUAACGCAGCAGGUUUGGAGAGCGACAGCGUUUCGAGCGCCACAGAGCUUGAUCAUGAGCACGAAAAGGAACGAGAGAGAGAACGAGAACGCCCGGCUCAGCCGAGAGCCCGGGAUCCGAACCAAAGCCUCCUAGAUAAACUUACCCAGGAGAAGCUGGACAGCAAGACCAAAAAACACAAUGACGUCUCCUCAGCAGCAUAUGCAUGGAGAACCCCUUUUCUCUCUAAUCAGAUCGCAUGCACCGAAGCUCCAGAUGGCAGCAGUGACUUCUCUCUGUUCGAGGCUCUGAGGGAGACUAUUUACUCAGAGGUGGCCACUCUGAUCUCACAGAACGAGUCUCGUCCUCACUUCCUCAUUGAGCUCUUCCAUGAGCUGCAGCUUCUCAACACCGACUACCUUCGCCAGAGGGCGCUCUACUCACUGCAGGAUAUUGUAACCAGGCACCUGACCGAGAAGAGUGUUGCUGAGGAGCCAGGGUCAUCACUAGGGCCAGGGUCACAGUCUGAACUCACACCCAGUGAGAGUCUUGCCACGACUGACAAUGACGUAUCUGAGAAGGACGUGAGGGUGAAAGUCAGUUCUAGAAGGAAGAGAGCUGUGGCAGGAGACUCUGUGGAGAGCGAGAGCCUGUUGUCCACAUCCUCGAACCUGGAGCCAUUUGCCAGCGAUGAUCUGGGUAACACAGUGAUUCAUUUAGAUAAAGCUCUGGUGCGAAUGCGGGAGUUUGAACGUAUGAAGUUAAAGGCUGGGUUUCCUCCUCCUGCUCCUCCUCCUCCUCCUCCUGUUGGUGCUGUCACUGCUGCUGUCUCUGUAGCACCCGCUGUCUCUAAUCCUGAGCUCUGCGCUGUUACCGCUGCUGCUGCUGGUGAUCCAGUGCUUAACCAAGGUCAGGACAUGCAUUGCCCUCAGAUUGACACACAGCAGUUGGACCGACAGAUCAAAGCCAUCAUGACUGAGGUCAUCCCCUUCCUGAAGGAGCACAUGGGCGAGGUGUGUUCUCCGCAGCUCCUGACAUCUGUGCGGCGCAUGGUGUUGACGCUGACUCAGCAAAAUGAUGACAGCCGAGAGUUCAUGCACUUCUUCCAUAAACAACUCGGGGGUAUCCUGCAGGAGUCCCUGAGUAAGUUCGUGGGCCGCACGUUGCAGGACUGUGGUGAGGAUCUGCUGGUUGAGAUCUCGGAGAUCCUCUUUAACGAGCUCGCCUUCUUCAGGCUCAUGCAGGACCUUGACCAGAAUACACAUCGUGCCAAGAGACACACGCAAACCAUGCCUGCUAAGCAUACACCCUCCACCGAGGGGAAGAAGGCUGAAGGAGAAAAGACCUUCUCACCUUCAUAUUUUGAUGAGGAUAAAGACCAGGAUGAGACGGAGCAUGGACGGACAAGUCUUUGUCUCGAGGGAGAGGGAGCACAAACAGAUGAGAAACUGAGUAGAGACUCCUCUGAAGUGGAGGAAGAGGAGGAGGAUGAAGAGGAAGGAGAAGGACUGCCACUGUCUAUAAGCUUGUCCAAAGCGGAGACGCAGGCAUUGAAUAACUACGGCAGUGGUGAGGAUGAGAAUGAGGUAGAGGAGGUUGAGGAGUUUGAGGCUGGAUCUGUGGAGGUGCAGACGUCCCUGCAGGCCUCGGACAACACCACAGAACACUCACAGUGUAAUGGAAUUUCUCAAAACGGAGCUGCACAGGAGACCAAGUCAGACCAAGAGAGCACAGAAAGUACUGAAGUGAAGAGCUCAAAGUCUGAGUCUAUAGAGGUGAUGGAGGACGAGCGAGACGCUGUGGCCACAAACACACACAGCGAAGACAAGACUGCUGUCCCUCUGGCCCCGCCCUCACAGGAGAGUCCUCAUGGAUCCACCACAGCCAGCCCUCAGACUGACUCACCUGUACUGGUUAACGCAGAUGAGGUCGGGUCCGGAAACAACAGUCAGAAAUCUGAUGAGGAGGAUUUUGUCAAGGUUGAAGAUCUCCCAAUGCAGCUGUCAGUGAUGUGUGAGGAGGAGCUGUGUAAGCAGAUCUUAGAGGAACAGAGGAACAAUAAUCUGACGAGUGAGAUCCUGAGUGGAAACACAGAGGGGCUGAAUGGACUUGUGGGCAAUGCACACGCUCUCAAAGAACCUGAAACCAUUGGAGCCCAGAGUGCAUGAAGACGGCAGAUUUUAAUCACUGCAUCCCGACACUACAACAUCAUAUUUAUCUUAAUGUGCUUGAUGCGAUUUUAUAUCGCAACAAAGAAGUAAUUACAUCAUUCAAUGCGACUUGCAUACUCAAGUUCAGUCUGAGCCUCGCUGAUGUUUUUGCGUUUCAGUGCCGUUUAUUUAUCAGAAGUUAAUCUAACGGUUCAUCUGAGAAGAAACACUGUUAAUUCUUUUACGUUUUAUGUUGAACUCUGUGAUGCCUCCUGUUCGCUUCUUAAAGCUGAGCCUCACACUGGAAACUUUCAGCGAUGAACGUGGUGUUUUUGUUCUUUAACUUUGUUUUGGUUGAUUGAUUAUUUCUUUCUCUUGCUUUCUGAAACGUUUCGGUCCCUCUUCCUCCUCCCUAUGCACUUUGCACACAACAGAUUAGAGGUUAGAGUAUCACAGAAGCAAAGUAUUCGAUGUCGUCAGCUAGUUUAAGACACUUCAUUAAUUUGAGAUUCCGCUUUCCUGAAAACCGGAAUCCUGAGCGCCAGUCUCCACCUUUCUCUCUUCCCUCCUCCAGGGGGCGUAUUUCAGCCUUAAUGCAUUCUUUUAAUAACACCCCCCUCCCCCCUUCUCUUUUCCUCAUUUUAGCAUUUAAGGCCCCACCCCCAAGUUUAAAUGCUUUGUUCUCUGGAUGUUUUCAUUGGGUUUAAAUGUUUAGUGAAGGUUUUAAGGUAACAAAUAAAACAUUAAUUUUUACUUUAUCCCUCAAAAA